Lotus japonicus is the source of this 1831-nucleotide messenger RNA. Its product is annotated as dihydropyrimidinase-like. The transcript is spliced from 12 exons. Gene Ontology annotation, cellular component: cytoplasm; cytosol. The coding region runs from base 88 to 1695 and encodes 535 amino acids. Lineage: Eukaryota; Viridiplantae; Streptophyta; Magnoliopsida; Fabales; Fabaceae. Gene Ontology annotation, biological process: pyrimidine nucleobase catabolic process. The record is from RefSeq and is a predicted model, not a curated record. Gene Ontology annotation, molecular function: dihydropyrimidinase activity.
CCACAGUUGAAUGACAAACUGGUUUCAACAUCGAAUAUAGAAAGAAAGAAAGAGUGAGCUCCAACUGAAGCAGCAUAGCGUUUGAAAAUGCAGUUCACCUCACAACUCCUUCUUCUUCAUUCCUUCUUCUUCUUCUUUCUCAUCACUUCAUCCUCUUCAUCACUUUCACAAUCCAACCAGUUCUGUGAAGCUGGAAUUGCAGAAUCAGCAUGUGGAACUGGAAUCCCAUCAUCAUCCAAAUUGUUGAUCAAAGGUGGCACCGUCGUCAACGCUCACCACCAACACGUUGCUGAUGUCUACGUAGAGGAUGGCAUCAUCGUAGCCGUUGACCCCGAUAUCAACGUUGGAGAUGAUGUGAAUGUCAUAGAUGCCACUGGCAAGUUCGUCAUGCCAGGAGGAAUUGAUCCUCACACCCACCUAGCGAUAGAGGGUUUGGAUAUUACAUCAGUAGAUGACUUCUUCAGUGGUCAGGCUGCAGCAUUAGCUGGUGGGACAACGAUGCACAUUGAUUUCAUUAUACCAUCUAAUGGGAAUUUAUCAGCUGCUUUUGAUGUCUAUGAAAAGAAGGCAAAGAAGUCUUGCAUGGACUAUGGUUUCCACGUGGCUAUAACCAAAUGGGAUGAAGGUGUUUCAAGAGAUAUGGAGCUCAUGGUCAAGGAGAAAGGUAUCAACUCUUUUAAGUUUUUCAUGGCAUACAAAGGAAUUGUCAUGGUCAAUGAUGAGCUCCUUCUCAAAGGAUUCAAGAAGUGCAAGUCCCUUGGUGCCUUAGCCAUGGUCCAUGCAGAAAAUGGAGAUGCAGUAUAUGAAGGGCAAAAGAAAAUGAUAGAACUUGGAAUAACUGGUCCCGAGGGGCAUCCUCUUUCAAGGCCUGCAGCGUUGGAAGGAGAGGCAACUUCUCGUGCUAUUCGCUUAGCAGAUUUUAUCAACACUCCUUUGUAUGUGGUUCAUGUAAUGAGCAUUGAUGCAAUGGAAGAAAUUGCCAAGGCCCGAAAAUCAGGACAAAGGGUAAUUGGAGAGCCUAUUGUCUCUGGGUUAGCCCUUGAUGACUCUUGGCUUUGGCAUCCAGACUUUGAGACUGCAGCAAAGUAUGUCAUGAGUCCUCCUAUUAGGAGACUAGGACAUGAUAAAGCCCUUCAAGCUGCCCUUGCAUCAGGAGUUUUGCAGCUGGUAGGAACUGAUCAUUGUACCUUUAAUUCCACCCAAAAAGCUCAUGGAAUUGAUGACUUCCGAAAAAUUCCAAAUGGUGUCAAUGGUAUUGAAGAAAGGAUGCAUGUGGUUUGGGAUACCAUGGUGGAAUCUGGCCAAAUAUCUGUCACCGACUAUGUCCGAAUAACAAGCACUGAAUGCGCUAGAAUCUUCAACAUAUAUCCAAGGAAAGGAGCUAUUCUUCCAGGAUCUGAUGCAGAUAUUAUCAUUCUGAAUCCAAAUGCAAGUUUUGAGAUAACUGCAAAGUCUCACCACUCCAGAUCAGACACAAAUGUCUACGAGGGAAGGAAAGGAAAGGGGAAAGUUGAAGUGACUGUAGCAGGAGGAAGAGUUGUUUGGGAAAACAAUGAACUGACGGUUGCUCCUGGUACUGGGAAAUACAUACAAAUGCCACCUUUUAAUUAUCUGUUUGAUGGACUGGAAAAGAAGGAUGCCAUUUAUCUAAAUUCACUCAAAGCCCCUGUAAAGCGAGCCAAGUCCAGCUCUUGAAAAUUUGCUGUUAUGCCCUUUAGUAUAAUUUCAAUAAUUUCCUACAGGGAAAAACAAAAGUGUUCAUCCAGUUUUCAGCUCAAACAGAGAAAAAUGUGUAUAUUCUUAUGCAUACAGAUAAGAGUUUUUUUUUUUU